This is a messenger RNA of Populus nigra (black poplar), 1217 nucleotides long. RefSeq names its product caffeoylshikimate esterase. Lineage: Eukaryota; Viridiplantae; Streptophyta; Magnoliopsida; Malpighiales; Salicaceae. The record is from RefSeq and is a predicted model, not a curated record. The transcript has a single exon. Bases 75 to 1046 code for a protein of 323 amino acids. Gene Ontology annotation, cellular component: membrane. Gene Ontology annotation, molecular function: lipase activity.
AACGACAAGAUCACCCACAUCUAUCUUCCCAAGAACAAGAACAACCCUCCAAAAAUCCCAAGUCUUCUCUAAAAAUGGAGCAUGAAAAUCUCAAGCUCCGUGAAACAGAAGUCCACUUUUGGGGCAAUACCCCAGAGGAUGAGUACUACAAACAACAAGGGAUCAAAGCUUCACGGUCAUCUUACACAUCACCAAGAGGCCUCUCUCUUUUCACAAGAUCAUGGCUUCCAAUCUCCACCGAUCCUGUACUUGGCGUUAUGUGUAUGGUUCAUGGUUAUGGAAACGAUAUCAGCUGGACUUUUCAGUCCACGGCUAUCUUCCUAGCCCAGAUGGGUUUUGCCUGCUUUGGACUUGACAUUGAAGGCCAUGGUAAGUCUCAAGGCCUUAAGGGCUAUGUACCCAAUGUUGAUCUUGUUGUUCAAGACUGUCUUUCUUUCUUUGAUUCCAUCAAGAAUGACACACAGUUUCAUGGGUUGCCUUUCUUUUUGUAUGGUGAAUCAAUGGGCGGUGCUAUUUGUCUCUUGAUUCAUUUAGCAAACCCUAAAGGGUUUGACGGUGCAGUUUUGGUCGCCCCCAUGUGCAAAAUCUCUGAUAAUAUAAAACCCAGAUGGCCAAUUUCUGAUAUUCUAUUAUUGGUGGCAAAAUUUUUGCCUACUUUAGCUAUAGUUCCAGCUGCUAGCAUUCUGCACAAGUCAAUCAAAGUGGAGAGAAAAGUGCCGAUUGCAGAAAUGAACCCAAUGAGAUAUAGGGGGAAACCAAGAUUGGGAACUGUUGUCGAGCUUCUAAGGGUUACUGAUUAUUUGAGUCAAAAUUUGAGAAAUGUUACCAUUCCAUUUAUUGUAUUACAUGGUAGCAUGGAUGUUGUCACUGAUCCAAAAGUGAGCGAAAGUUUGUAUGAGGAGGCAAAAAGCGAAGACAAGACGAUAAAGAUUUAUGAUGGAAUGGUGCAUUCUUUGCUUUUUGGAGAAACUGAUGAGAAUGUUGAAAUUGUUCGGCAAGAUAUUAUAUCUUGGUUGAAUGGUAGAUGCAAGCGAAACUGUCUGUAAGUUUGUCGUUUUGGGAUGUUUUAUUACUGCUGGUUGGUUGUUCAAUUAAAGAACUUUAUACUUGGAAAUUUAUUCUAGAAUUCAUGUUGAGUUCCUGUGCUGAUGUUGGGUAAAAUUAACACUUUGGUUGUGUAAUUAUGCUUCUUGAAAUGCACGGUCUCUAUAUCCUAA